CGAGUCCGCUCAUCUGGUACCGACUUUCCACGCCCAGAGAUCCUGCUUACCCCAGCGCGUCAGGUGGUGCAUCCCAGUUGCUUUCGGAACUUAAAGAGACAGCAUGUCAGGGAAGGAGCCUCUGCUGGGGACCCUGAAAGCUUGCGUCCUGAGUCUGCAUGGAGCCGGCUCCCAGCCAAUCACUGACGACAGUCCCCAUGUGACCCCUCUGUGUGACAUCUUGGAAAUGAUACUGCGCAAAGGACUGAAGAGUGGAGUUCUAGGCUUAAAGAAAAGGGAUUACUGGGACUGGAUAGAGGAGUUGCCUCAGCAUGAUUCCUGUGGAAGACUCUCACAUCUGUCUGUCAUGAUAGAGAAGACAGGGGCUUGUCCCAAAUUGUUGACCGCGCAAGGCCGAGGACGAUACUUUCUGCGUUUAGCUCUUAACAGGAAAUAUUUAGCAGCAUCGGUCCAACACCUCUUGCACACCCAAAGACUGCUGGAGUGGUAUGAUCCGCUUAUUUCUGUUCUGGGAAACGAGGAAUAUUUAGAGCCAUUCGUAUCUCUGCUGCUGGUAGUAUCACAGAGUCAUUUUGCCUUGGAUCUCCAGAACUCAAGUUUCCUAGACGAAAGCUGGUUGUUGCCGGUGUGUUCAUCGUAUCAGACUGUCCCAUGCCGGGAGCUUGGAAUGGUGCUCAGGUAUCUAGAAGGCAGAGUGUUUGUGGUUGAGGUGCUGCCGGGCAGCCAAGCAGAAGUGGACGAGGUAGUGUUGUGCGGAGACAUCUUAGAUGAAAUUAACGGAGUGUCUCUGAGAUACGCAUACAAUGGGCAGGCCGGCACAGUGCUAAACAGACUAAAGGGGGAGCCACUUUACUUUGGACUGAUCCGGUGGCGUUGGAAGGAUGGACAGCUCUACCGUCCACUCAUUUCUUACAUAAAGGGCGUCCAGGAAAAAGUGCCUACCUUUCAGCUUCAGCAACAUCCUAAGAACCAAGAGAGUGGGCAUGACAGGCCACAGCAGGAUGGCAGGCUCAUGUACACCCUUCAGUACUUGGGGAAAGCCGCAGUCGGGAAAUUUGGUGGAAAAGAAGUCCUAGAUGUAGGAAUCACUCAGGUUCGACAGUUAAACUGCUCCCCAAAGGAAGUGUUGUUUGAUGUGAAAGAGACCGAAGUAAGAAUACAGGACAAAGAGUCCCUCAAGGUUAUCUUCCGUUAUCCAUAUCCAGAAAUAUCUAGUGUGGGGCGCAGGCUGGAUAACAAAAAAGUCUUUGCUCUAUGUACAUCUGACAAGGACUGUAUGUCUACCACCACUUCAUUCACAUGUUUGGCAUUUCAAGCAGCCAGCAAUGAGGAAUGCGAAGAGAUCAUACGGCGCAUUGCUGCAGGCUUUAAGCACACAGAAUGGUUUGUGUGAAGAAGUUCCCAGCCAGGAAGGAAUAGCAUACCUGCCAUUAUCGCACUUAAAACUACAGAAUCUUAUGAUCUUCCAUUCUAAUGAAAGGCUUGCACAACAAGGCUUGGAUCUGUGUGUAAAUAAAUAGCGUAUUUUUUUUUUUAUACAAACA
Xenopus laevis (African clawed frog) is the source of this 1544-nucleotide messenger RNA. RefSeq lists its product as uncharacterized. Lineage: Eukaryota; Metazoa; Chordata; Amphibia; Anura; Pipidae. The coding region runs from base 104 to 1393 and encodes 429 amino acids. The transcript has 16 exons. The record is from RefSeq and is a predicted model, not a curated record.